Dinoponera quadriceps is the source of this 985-nucleotide messenger RNA. RefSeq lists its product as uncharacterized. The coding region runs from base 69 to 896 and encodes 275 amino acids. The record is from RefSeq and is a predicted model, not a curated record. Lineage: Eukaryota; Metazoa; Arthropoda; Insecta; Hymenoptera; Formicidae. The transcript has 4 exons.
CGAGUGCUCAACAUCGAAGGUGAAGCGUCAUUCGAGUGUUCAACAUCGAAGUAAGUUCGACACUUGACAUGGAAGUACACGCACGUGCUCCAGAUCCGUUAACAAAUGACGGUGACAUGGCUAAAAAUUGGCACAGCUGGAAGGAGGAUUUCAUUAUAUUCAUGAAAGUAACAGGAUAUAUUCAUAAACCCAAUGAAGUCCGUGCGAAUCUUUUAAAAAAUCGGAUUGGAAAGAUUGGUAUCGAUGCGAUAGAAACAAUAUCAUUUGACAAUCAGCAAGAUAAAGAUGAUAUGGAUAUAUUAAUGACAAAACUCGAAGAUUACUUUAAUCCACCGAAGAAAGAAGUGGUUGAGCGAUAUCAGUUUUUUACACAGACGAAAAAACAAAACGAAUCUAUCGAAGAACAUAUAAACAAGUUGAGAGAGAAAGCCAAAACUUGUAAUUUCAAGGAAAUGACGGAGAGUUUUAUACGAGACAAGGUCAUUCUCGAUACACACGACAAGAUACUUCGUAAAAAGUUGUUCGAAGUGGACGAUUUAGAUUUGCAGAAAAUAGUAGCGAUUUAUAAAGAUUACAAUAUCAACAUCGAAAAGAUGAAACAGGUUACUCAAGAGAAGAACACAGCACCUACCGUGGCGAAACAAACACUGACAACAGUUAGAACAGUGAAAGGAGUAUGUUGGAGGUGCGGUUGUUCACAUCCGCUGGGAAAGUGUCCCGCUUGGGGGUCAAAGUGCACAAAAUGCGGCGACGUCAAUCACUUCACCCAAUGUUGCAAGGGUAUUAAAUUACCCAAAAUAUUAAAUAACCCAAAGGUGGAUAAAAAUAUGCUGAAUCCAACGCAACUGGAUACAAAAAUGAUUUCAGAGGUAAACAAUUUGAAAAGAAAGAAUUAAAAAGAAAUUGGCAACAACGUUUCUCUUUCGAAAAAUGUACGAUUAAUUACGAUUAUAUAAUAAAAGUAUAAUACCUUCUUAUUAAAAUA